Molecule: messenger RNA, 3277 nt
Organism: Ylistrum balloti
Lineage: Eukaryota; Metazoa; Mollusca; Bivalvia; Pectinida; Pectinidae
Product: TAR DNA-binding protein 43-like
Exons: 4
Coding region: 63-1271 (402 amino acids)
Biological process (GO): regulation of gene expression
Cellular component (GO): nucleoplasm
Molecular function (GO): RNA binding
Source: RefSeq, a predicted model, not a curated record
CUUGCACGCUUUCUUGUUGGGUCAACAUUUCGUAUGUAAUUUUCCAUUUUGUUUGAGUGAAUAUGUCCGGACAAUAUAUACAGGUAGCGGAAGAAGAAGGGGAAGAACCGAUAGAAAUUCCAAGUGAGGAUGAUGGAACUCUUCUUCUCUCUACACUUGCUGCCCAGUUCCCGGGAGCAUGUGGGAUGAAGUACAGAAACCCAGUCAGCGGCAACUUCCGGGGGAUACGAUUAUCUGAUGGGAAACUACACCCUCCCGACGGGGCAUGGGGACAUUACGUAUUUGUCGUUGUUUUUCCCAAAGAUAACAAAAGAAAAGGAGAUGAAGUUAUUGAAAACCCUAUCGCCAAGACAAAAUGUAUAGAGAAACAACGAUGUAGUGACUUGAUAGUAUUAGGACUACCGUGGAAAACAAAUGAAAAAGAACUUCGAGAGUAUUUUUCCAAAUAUGGAGACCUCCUCCUUGUUCAGGUGAAACGAGACCCUAAAACUCAGUAUUCCAAAGGAUUUGGGUUUAUCCGAUUUGCAGAGUAUGACUGCCAAGUCAAAUGUUUGGCAGAUCGACAUCACAUAGAUGGGAGGAGGUGUGAUGUGACAAUCCCAAACUCAAACGAAGGGGCCCAACAGUUUGUAAGUAGAAAGGUGUUCGUAGCUCGUUGUACAGAAGAUAUCACAGCUGAAGACCUUCACACUUACUUCAGUAAAUUCGGUGAAGUUAUUGAUGUGUUCAUUCCAAAGCCAUUUCGGGCAUUUGCCUUUGUCACCUUUGCUGAUCCAGCCAUUGCAAGGAGUUUAUGCGGAGAAGACCACAUAAUAAAAUCAACAAGUGUUCAUGUCACAACAGCAGCACCCAAAAAUAGCGGGGACAAAUUUGACGGAAAGGGAAAUUACAACCGAGGAGGUGGGGUACCAAAGGGUUGGAAUCAGGGCCAUCAGGCUAACUGGGGCAACACAGGGGGGAAACCUAUUAGUACUAUUGGGGGAAAUCAACCAACACCUGACCCAAAUUUAGCCAACAGCAUUGGUAUGAACCUCAUGUUAGCAGCAGCACAAGCAGUCUUAAGUCAAGGCCAAAUGCCACCUCCCCAGCAACAGGUGGGAGAUAACUACACACAAGCUACCAAUCAGGGCUUUGAUAGCACCCGACAAACAAACAGUGGAAGCGGGUUCUUUGGGGGAGGCUGGGGUUCCAAUGAGGCAAACAAUACUACUGGUGGUUAUGCAAACUGGGGCGGGGGACAGACUCAAGGACAACGGAGUGGGUGGAAUUAAUUAGAGUCUGGCCAUUGUUCCUUCCAUUUCUCGUACACAUCAGAAAGGUUAUAUGUUUUAAUUAGAGGAAUAAACAGAUCAAUUUGACUUGAUGUAAAUGGUUGUAUACCAAGGUACCAUAAAUAAAUUUUUUUGCCAUUAGUUAGCAGAUAAACAGGAUUUAACAUCAUACUGACAACAUGCAAAUUACAACACUGGAUGUCUUGUCAUUUGAAUUCUGUAAAUGUAAUACUUUUAACCAUAGAUUAAGGACAUACUUUAUGUUACUUUGUUGAAAUGAUGCUGCGCCAAAAACUGAUUUCCAGUUUAUGAUGUUUUUGUGUACAGUUAUAUUGAAUAUCUUAAAAUCAUGAUCAAAUCUGCUAAUAAAUCACAAAAAGAAAAUUCUGUAUCUGUGAGCUGAUGGCAUAUACCUUUGAUAUAAGGUAAAUGAAACAAUUUUGUUUAGUCACAAAAAUGGAAUAAUAAUCAAAUUUAAAUUAAAAUUUUUGUUUAUUUUGUUUCUUAAUAGGCUUCAAAAAUCACGAUAAACAUACAAAAAUGUAUGCUAUGAUUUAAUGAAAAAUAUGUAAUUAAACAUGAUAAAUCAAAGUUUAGUUUUUAAAAAUUUGAGAUCUUUCAUCAAAAUUAAAAGAUAAUGCUUUGGAUGAAAUUUCUUCAAUUUUAGUGAUAGUAAGAAUAUUACAUCAUAAAAAGAAAUAAUGUAAAUUAUUAUGACAUAAUCAAUGAGAAAUCAAUUUAUGUUUGUUGCCUUAUUUAAUAUAACAGUAUGUUUAAAAUUUAAAUAGAAAAAAAAUGUACAUCUUUUUUCAGACAAGUCAGAUUUUUUUGCAUACCAGAACUAUUUUAAUCUUAGCUUACAUAUAUGCUUAGUAGAAGCUAGUGUCCUUGUACUUUAACCUUUCUAAAUCAGACACCCAGGCAGCAGAGUUAUGUAAUGUAAUCAGAACAGUUGCAUUAACUCUAUCAGUACUACCGGUAUAAUUUUCAGAGACUGACAGAUAGAAAUCUCUGGUAUAAUUUUAGUUGAAACACACAAAGUAAACUGUAUUCAGAAUAGAUAUGAUAUAUGAAAAGUAUACUAUUUACUUCAAAUAAGUGUAUAAAGACUGUUUCUUCUCCAAAGUGUACUCAGACCCGUUUUAUUAACUUACAAAUUCUGAAAAAUAAACUUUUUAUAAAGUCAAUGAAAUUGAGAAAUUCAGACGUAUAUCAAAUAUUUAAUGUAUUACAUGGGAAAAAUUUAAUUGAAUUAUUGCAAAGAAAUUCAGGUGCAAUGAAUUAUAAUUGUCAUAUUUAGUUUGUUUUUAGAUAUGCUGUGUAAUCCAGAUAACUUACAUUCAAAAGCCAUAAGAAGUCUAUUGAAAUCUUCUUAACAAGAGAAAGUCACGUUGUCUAUGAGAAAUGGAUGGCACACUAGCCUAUAGUAGUUAGCAUGUGGGUCUGGUGUAUGAACAUAUAAGGAAGUAGUUGAAAUGAUAGGCAUUAGGGUGACUGUAUCAUCAUUUUACCAAACACACUAUGCCACGUUACAAUAUCUUUGCAUAUACGUUUUUCUUUCUGGUUAUCUGUGUUGAUGUCAGCUUAUUCACUUCAAACAUUUACAAGCCCAGCUUGGACAAAUCAUGGACUAAUGAGGAAUGCAGAUACUCUGACCUGAAGGAGGGAGACCAGUAAUUUUAUCAGGUAGUAUGUGUGGUGGACUGAACAACUAAGGGCCGCAAGUAGGUGAAAGACUUUGGAAGAGGUGUGGAGUACAAAAACGAACAUUUUUUGGAAGAAACAACAUGUAAGUGAUUUGAUAUGGUGUGUUGAAAAGGGAAGUGCUUAUGCUUUGGAAGUGUUUUGAAGGGAUGUAAAAGGACACGCCGAAUGAAACUGGAGUGUUGCAUUGUUGAAAAUCGUGGAAGAUUUUAUGUUGUGCGGUGGCUUUUGUAUGUACUUGUAAGGGUGCUUAGAAAGGAGUGUGAAUAAAAUUUAUACUGCAAAUUGUAGUAAGAAUAUAA